Molecule: messenger RNA, 753 nt
Organism: Fusarium sp. VM40
Lineage: Eukaryota; Fungi; Ascomycota; Sordariomycetes; Hypocreales; Nectriaceae
Source: the annotation of a GenBank genome assembly
AUGUUUGCCCUCACUACCCUCCUUACCCUCUUCUCAGCAACUCUCGUAGUUGCUACUCCUGUUACAAAAGAGGAAAAGUUCAGCGAGUGGCUUGGAGGAGAAGUUCUUAAGAAGUGCACCGCAGCAGGAGACUGCGAAGAGCAACUACUUAACAAUCCUUACUGGGUACAGGCGAACAAACCUGGACACCAGAAGCGCGACUACGACUGCCACAACGCUGGUAUGCAUGUUGUUGUUACCAGUGGAAGCAGCUUCGUCAAAUUUGGUUCUACGAACCCUUACGACCUGUUUCAUCAUGUUUACGACUUGUGUCAUGAGGGUGGCUGCGACAGUGGCAGUGACUAUUCUGUGAGCACCAAGUAUACCACGGCAUUGGGACUCUAUUCCACAAAUAUCAAGGUUUCCUCGCAGGGUGUGUACUCCGGUUGGGAUAUACGUAAUGCCCUAGCCGACGCCUUGGCCGACGCAUCUUCAAAGAAUCAAGUCUGGUCGAAUGAGGUGUACUGCCCCAGUGGAGGCCGAGCUUGUUCUUUUGGGAGGGCCUGGCAGGGUUGGGCGCCCAACUUCCAGCAGUCAGCUCUUUACAAUGGUUGUUCUCAGUAUGGUUGGAUGAAUGCCAAGACGGAUGGGCUUACUGGAGUGACUUCAAACGGAGCCUGUAAGGAUAUCUUGUCGAACCUUGGAGGUCUUGUGGGUGCUCAGGUUCCUUGGGCAGGUGCACUUAUUCCCAUUCUUGGUUGGUUUUGUAACUAG